CUAGCUGUGUCCCUGGCGAGAUCUAUUUCCGUUCCAUUGCUCGUAUUUCCGGGUUGUGGCUCCAAGCACGUUUGUAGCGUCUGUGUUUGUGCUAAUGUGCUCCGCGGUGCAGGAGUUGUAGAAACUUGCAUCAGCCGGGAGGGACAGCCAACCAACCAACCAACCAACCAGCCGGUCGGUCGGUCGGUCGGUCGGUCCGCGGUUUGGAGGAGAGGAAGCACAACAGUGUGGCCACAACCUGCGAGGAAGUAAACUACAUGAUAUUUAAAAGUUAAGGCACCUCCUCACUGCUGAGCUGAGCCGGUGCCCACUGUUAAAACUUCACUUUGUAAAGCAGUAAACAGUGUGAAGUUUGUGGACUCUGUACGCUGUGGUCGUGUUGCAACAACAGGACACAGGUUACAUCAGGUGUGUCUGUGUGAAUGUACGCGCUGAGCAAAGUGCAAGGUCCCCUCAGAGCACUGAUAUGAGCUGCGACAAGCUCUCCUCACGUUACCUCUUCAGCUAACUUAAAUGAGCCUUUUUACACGUUUAUAUCUUAUAAGCUAGUUUUAGUUUUGCACCGAAGAUGUCGUGCCUGUUGCUGGGAGUUAUACGAAGGCAUGGUGGGGUUGGGGCGAAUGUCGGGGUUCGGUCCCUGGCCUCCAUCCCCUCGCUGCCCCCGGCGGUGGCUGAGUUUGUGAAGAGAGCGGCGGAUGAGUGUAAGCCCACCGGUGUGCAUGUGGUGACGGGGACGCCGGAGGAAACAGCCAACAUCCUGGCAGGACUGGAGAAGGACGGGAUGGUCAAGAAGCUUCCCAAAUAUGAGAACUGUUGGUUGGCACGCACAGACCCAAAGGACGUCGCUCGGGUGGAAAGCAAGACUGUGAUUGUGACCAAGAACCAGAGAGACACCAUCCCCAUCCCUGCUGGAGGAGCGAAGAGCCAGCUGGGCAGCUGGAUGAGCGAGUCUGACUGGCAGAAAGCCAGAGAGGAGCGCUUCCCCGGCUGCAUGGCAGGUCGGACCAUGUAUGUGAUUCCCUUCAGUAUGGGUCCUGUAGGCUCCACUCUGAGUAAAUACGGUGUCCAGGUGACGGACUCACCAUACGUUGUGGCCAGUAUGGGGAUCAUGACGCGCAUGGGCACUCCUGUCCUGAAGAAACUGGCUGAAGGGGUGGACUUUGUCCGCUGUCAGCACUCUGUGGGACGACCUUUACCGCUCAAAGCCCCUCUGGUCAACUCGUGGCCCUGUAACCCAGACAAGGUGCUGAUAUCUCACCUGCCAGACAUCAGGCAGAUCAUGUCCUUCGGCAGUGGCUAUGGAGGAAACUCUCUCUUGGGGAAAAAGUGCUUCGCCCUCCGCAUAGCCUCCCGCAUCGCCAAGGAUGAAGGCUGGCUGGCUGAACACAUGCUGAUCCUGGGUAUUACCAACCCUCAGGGAGUGAAGCGCUACGUAGCGGCGGCCUUCCCCAGUGCCUGUGGUAAAACCAACUUGGCCAUGAUGAAACCAACUCUGCCAGGCUGGAGGGUUGAGUGUGUGGGCGACGACAUUGCAUGGAUGAAGUUCGACAGCCAAGGUAAACUGAGAGCCAUCAACCCAGAGAACGGUUUCUUCGGUGUGGCUCCCGGCACCUCAAACAAGACCAACCCCUAUGCCAUGGCCACCAUUGCCAAAAACACAGUGUUCACCAACGUUGGCGAGACCAGCGAUGGAGGAGUGUGGUGGGAGGGCCUUGAUCCCCCUGCAGCCGGGGUCACGCUCACAGACUGGCACGGCAAAACCUGGAAGCAAGGAAGCUCCACUCCGUGUGCUCACCCCAAUUCCCGCUUCUGUGCCCCGGCGGCUCAGUGUCCUAUCAUUGACCCCCAGUGGGAGAGUGAGGAAGGCGUUCCUAUCGACGCCAUUAUCUUCGGUGGCAGGAGGCCGGAAGGAGUCCCUCUGGUCUACGAGUCUUUCAACUGGCAACAUGGAGUCUUUGUUGGAGCCUCCAUGAGGUCUGAGGCCACAGCAGCUGCUGAGCAUAAAGGAAAGGUGAUUAUGCACGACCCCUUUGCCAUGCGGCCGUUCUUCGGUUACAAUUUUGGCGACUACCUCGCUCACUGGCUGAGCAUGGAAAACCGAAAGGCCCCCACUCAUCUGCCCAAGAUCUUCCAUGUUAACUGGUUCAGAAAGGACUCUGCGACUGGCUCCUUCCUCUGGCCCGGCUUCGGCGAAAACGCCCGCGUACUGGAGUGGAUCUUCAAGCGCUGCAGCCGGGAGAGGGAGGAUGAGGCGGCCAAGAAGAGCAUUAUCGGCUGGCUGCCAGAAGAUGGCGCCAUCGACACUAAAGGUCUGGGCAGCAAGGUGGAUAUGGGUGCUCUGUUCGAUGUGCCCACGCCUUUCUGGCAGAAGGAGACAAAGGAGUUGAGAGGCUACUUCACUCAGCAAGUUGGAGCUGAUCUGCCAGCUCAGGUGGAGGCUGAGCUGAAGGCCCUGGAGGACAGAGUGCACAAUUAAAACCCUACUGACAGGAAGUUCCUCCAGAAACAGGGAGCUAGUCACUGAUGACACAGGAUUCAGAUCAUUAGGGUGCAACCAGAGUCACUGGCUGGGUUUACAUACACAGAGAAUUUAGUACCAGGUUAGCUAAAAGCACAGUUUUGGUUUUAUCCAUGUAAUCAUAAAAACUGAGACUGGAUAACCAGGUUGUGAUGCCUGGCUGACAUCCGACUCUUUGGUUUUCACAACAUAGGAUAUGCACAAAUAAAACCCCAUGGCAGUGGCUAGUAUGAGAGAUUAUUAGUACUUGCUGCUCAGUCAAAGAUGGUUUAAGGCAGCCACAUUUUAAUAAUAGACUUAAAAGCCAGGCCAGUAGUGAACUUUCUCUGUGCAUUAAAACACAGUCAGUGACUCUUGGCUUUCUCUUUUGAUGAAGAGAAAUGUGUUAGGAAUCACAUAUCAGAGAUUGAAUCAGUGGAGAAGCAAAUAAUCUACAAUGCAAUACCUACCUUUUGGACACUUCACACUAAUGCUGCAACACUGAGGGACUGGUGCUGGGUUGGAAGUAGGAGGGAGAUUUCACUGUCAACAUGAAGGUUAGAUUUCUGUGCAUCAUGUAGGGAAGCUAAUGUCACUACCUCCAUUCACUCAGAUAACCUGGCAUGGUACUAAAUCAACAUGACCCUGUAGUGCCUUUUUGAGACAUUUAACAUUUAGUGUCUAGGCUGCUAAUGUUUACAAGCUAAAGCCCAAAGAUCUUUUUUGACAACAUUCUGACAGUGAUAAAGUUUUAACAUUUUUUCAUCAUAAAAAGGUUUUAAGUGAAUUUUAGCGACAGCUAUUUUAAUACACUAUUGACUGAGUCUUAUGAAAUGCCCUUUAUUUUAAAUUGAGCUUGAUGAAAAAUAUAUCAGAAGUCCAUUAACUACUUAAAAUAUUGUAGCAGAUUUCCAGUGGGGCCGAGAAUUACUAUGCAUAAUUCAUCUUGCCACUUUUGUAAUGUUAGUGAUUAAAUUGUAUGAUUUAAGGUGAUGUUUACACACUAUGUGAGAUGUUGGACCAAUAACAGAUUAUUAGGUAUUUUUAGAAGUUGUAUGCCAAGGUUUUUAUUACAGUGCAAUGAAUAAAUAUCUUCAACUGCA
This is a messenger RNA of Siniperca chuatsi (mandarin fish), 3600 nucleotides long. RefSeq names its product phosphoenolpyruvate carboxykinase 2 (mitochondrial) (gene pck2). The transcript has 11 exons. The record is from RefSeq and is a predicted model, not a curated record. Lineage: Eukaryota; Metazoa; Chordata; Actinopteri; Centrarchiformes; Sinipercidae. Gene Ontology annotation, cellular component: mitochondrion; cytosol. Gene Ontology annotation, molecular function: manganese ion binding; phosphoenolpyruvate carboxykinase (GTP) activity; GTP binding. Bases 569 to 2476 code for a protein of 635 amino acids. Gene Ontology annotation, biological process: cellular response to insulin stimulus; gluconeogenesis; propionate catabolic process.